Messenger RNA from Fusarium coffeatum, 2055 nucleotides. RefSeq lists its product as uncharacterized. Lineage: Eukaryota; Fungi; Ascomycota; Sordariomycetes; Hypocreales; Nectriaceae. The transcript is spliced from 3 exons. The record is from RefSeq and is a predicted model, not a curated record. Bases 1 to 2055 code for a protein of 684 amino acids.
AUGCCGGCCAUGUGGGACAGCUUCAAAACUGGCACUGGCCCCAGUCUUCAUCAGCUGCCACCACAAGAAUUGAAGAAUCGACCAUUCCUUCGACAGACACAAAGUUCAUCUUCCAACGGAUUGCCCCAGAGUCGAUCUGCUACCAGCGCCCACAGCAAUCGAACUGUGACUUCGAAUAAGUCACGCGACGACGUUUACGAGAGUCAAACUCAUCUUCACGACGACUUCGAGAACCGACUUAACGGACUUGGCAUUCAAAACGGUCCUUUCAGAUACGAAAUUCGCCGUGGAAAAACAGUUCGAACACCAGAUAUCUCAGGUCCACCACGUCUCUCCCCUGUCCUCGGAUCUGAUGAUAUCCGGACAAAAGCUCCUCCUCGAAACCCGCGACGAUUAGAAGGCGAGGACGACUCUCCCUGGCGUCCUGCCUCUUCCAUCUACACAAACGACGACGGAGACAGAAGGAGCAGUCGUCACUCCCGCCACUUGCAAUAUUUGAAGCCAUCUAACUCCAAGGCACCUGCCAAAGACAUGUACGGUCGUGGUGUUGAGAUCUCGCCUCCAAGCUCUCCCGAGUUUGAUACCAGGCAAUAUGGACCAAACUCACAAGAUGUCUCGCCAAUCGAUGACUCUCCCAACUUAUCUCAGCUGGAUCUUCUUGGAGAGCGUCGAUUGACACCUACCCAAGCACAAGCACAACUCAGUAGCCAGAUACCUACUAUGCGCCGUGAGAAGCCAACAAGCCCUAGCCUUCCUUCACCACUUCGAACCACCAGAUCCUCCGAUCAGCUUGCGGAGGCCAGUAAGCCCUGGGAAAAUAUUCAAUCAACAACCAACAGGACUAAGCAACCAUUCGGAUCCACGACUAUUGUCACUGGUCCGCAGCACACCAGUUCGGGCAACCCUUCUCCGACACUUGGGCAGCGAAUCCGAAAGUUUGCCAGAGCGAAGCCAGAGCCUCUAGAAACUCGACCACCAUGGAAUGGAGCGAGCGGACGUGCACCUAUGGUUGACCCAGUUCGGGAUGAUCCUACCGUUGCACCCUUGAGCCUGCAGCGCAGGGUCAGUAAACGGGUUGGCCUUGGUGGAGGUCGUAAUCCUGAAACACCUAGCGACAAUGCUGGAACGGGUCGACGUCUCCUCACCUCACGGUCCGCACAGAAGCUCAACGAGAGUUAUAAAACGCCAUCACCUGAACUUGUUUCGCACCCGUAUCCUAGCCCUCCAAACACUGGCUCCCCGCCGCCGUCUCAGCCAAACAUGUCGCAUGCUGCGCCUUCUAUGCUCGCGCCCAAUAUGGUGCCUGAUCAGCUCAAGGCCAUAAAGAGGAAACCAUCCCCCUCGACCUACAACCCUCACACUUCUUGGUCAAGUUCCGUCUACUCGGCGAUGACCGAGAACACAAUUCUUGGCGAAAAACCACUGCUUAACUCGAUCGAGACAUCAAGACUAUCCACACCAGAGGACCCUUGGGAACAGCCUCCAUCUCGAUUCAGCGUUACGACUUGCAACACCGCUGCUGCUAAGACACCGGUUGUGCCUGACGAAGAAGAGCGACCAGAUACGCCGAAGCAAACCCCCUCAGUGAUGGAUCGUAGGAGACCAGUCCCAGGUGGAGAUAACUUCAGAAGAGCCUCGAACGUGCCAAUCGUCAUCUCAAUGAACACGUCUUCACGAUCGAGUCUGCGUCCUGAGUCUAUCAUGUCCACGGACAAGGAACUGCCACCUGCACCACCAGAGGUCCAAUCGGCACAUGACCGUGUAGCUUACCUCAGUGCUCGACUUGACAGCCUAGCCCACAGACGUCAUAACAUCAACAAGAGCAUCAAGCAGAUGACGGAGUUAAUGCCCACCGACAGGCUCUUGUCUAGCACCGAAGUUAUGCGCAAGCGGGAGAUUGAGAAGAAGAAGGUGGAGGCGCUCAAGGAGGAGCUGGCAGAGAUUCAAAGAGAGGAGCACGACCUGGGUCUGAAGCUCUACAGAGCUAACAAGCGUGCUGAAAGAGAGGCGGCCUUUGAGCCUUCUUCUCUCUGGGUCAGACGUGUGACAUCCUAA